Messenger RNA from Naegleria lovaniensis, 1545 nucleotides. RefSeq lists its product as uncharacterized. Gene Ontology annotation, molecular function: protein binding. The transcript has 3 exons. Lineage: Eukaryota; Heterolobosea; Eutetramitea; Acrasida; Naegleriidae. The record is from RefSeq and is a predicted model, not a curated record. Bases 1 to 1545 code for a protein of 514 amino acids.
AUGUUACAACAAUCGAACAACCACCACAACUCCAUCGAUAACAUUCCUCUUUCAGAUUGGGAUGUUUCAACAGUGAUUCAAUUCUUGAACAAUCAAAAGGUCACUGAUAACCGUGUUCAUCAAAUAUUUAAAACUCAACAAAUCAAUGGAACAUUACUCUCUCACUUGAAUUUUGAUGAUCUCCAACGUCUGGGAAUCAAAGGUGGCUUUGCUAAUACCAUUGUUAAGAAAGUCGCAAAUUUGAAAGAAUAUCAAGAACAUUAUUUGGAUAAACACAAAAUGGAAAUGAGAAAUUUAGCCAAAGAUUUAGAAGGAGAUAUUCCUGAUAAUGAUGACUCUCGAGAAGGUAUAAAAGAAACCUCCAUAAUGAUAUCUUCCUCCUCGUCUGGAACUCCAACAACGAUUGGUGUGACUCCUUGUCCUGCAUGGAAUGUACAAGAUUUUAGUGAACAACAACGAAAGGAGUACAUUUUCUGUUUGGAAAAAUUGAAUGCCAUUGAGAAUUGGGAUCCCAGACAGGAUAAGAAUGCCGCCUGUCAAAAUUUGAUAUUUUCAUCAAGAUUUAAAUAUCAGUACUUGAAUCCAAAACGAUUGAAAGAAUAUGUUAGCCAAUCAAGCAAUUCGAAUAAGGAAUCCAGAUUGAAAGUUCGACUUGUCAUUACAGAGUUGAGUGAAACCACUCAGCAUCGAUUCUUACGAACUGUUGGAUCCAUUGCUGGAUUCAUUGGAGAUGCCAAGUAUGGAAUGUUUCACACAUCAUUAAUUAUUGGACCAUGGUAUUUGGAAUGGGGACAUCAGUCAUUGGCCUCUAUCAGACAUCGAUCUUCUUCGAAAGCCAUUCUCGUGACCAAUGUAGGAGAAAUUAAGGGAAUCGAACGUGUCAAUCAAAAACUUACAGCUCUUGCUAACGUUUGUACCGAAUGGAAUGCAACAAAAAUGUACGAUAGUAAGCAGUGUAAUUGUCAGCAUUUCACAGAAGCAGUAAUAGAUGCCUUGGGAAUGUCGAUAGAGUAUGAACAAAACAUUGAUGUCAAAACUCAAAAAUAUUUAAACAAGAUGAAAAGGUAUGGAGCUGGUCAACGUGUGUACAAAAUGGGAACCGAUGUCAAAGCCUUGCUGUUGAAAGAGCCAAAGGAUGAAGCGACCCUCGAUGACGAGACGUGUCAAUUCAUUCAUCUCAUGAGAAAGAAAAUUGAAAGCACUUCCAAAUUUUCCUUCAAAACACACAAAGAAUUGGAUGAAUUGGUUAAAUUUGCAAUCAUGGUUCAUCCACUGUUCACAAGCUCUCCAGAUUACCUCUUUUUGAAAGGUUUUGAUCGAGCCUUUUGGUUGAAACAUCAAAGUGAGAAGAGUAAAUUGGAUAAGGAACAUCGAGAAGCAUGCAAACCCUUAAUGGACUCGGACGACUGUUGUUGUUUGUGUCCUUUCAAUCCAACACAAGAUGUGAUAGGAAAUGUCAACAUGACUGUCAUGGGCGUCGAUUAUGUUUUAGAUGCUCAUUGUGGAUGGCAGCCUCCAUCAUUUUUGGAGGUUCUCAAUAAUUAG